UAACUUCUAUCGUUUUUACUUUUUUUACCAAAACCGCUAAGUCAUCGCCCGCCAGAAUCAGUAGAUGGCCGGCAGAUAGAUAGAAUAGUGGUGGUGUCUAGGUGCUGCAGAACUUUCUGCCACUGCAAUGGAUUCUGCGCAUAUGGCUCUCUUCAGAGCUCUGAACCGCCAUUUCUGCAGAGCUUCUUCGAGUCAAUGCAUUCCCACGGUGCUUCUCCAUCGUAGGCUAAAAUGCCUCUCUCAUAACCAUGCUACUCGCAAGUCCAGCUCUUUUUCUUCUUCUUCUUCUUCUCCAUCGCUCAGGAGCUUGUGUGAGGUGGUCACCCGACUGCCCUGCCGUUUCCGCUGUGUUUCGAGCUCCGCUGCUUCGUUUGCUUCUUCUGGCUCCGGAAAUGGCGGCAUUGGAGGGGUGGGUGGUGGUGGAAACGGUGGCGACGGUGGUGCCGGUGGCGAUUCUGGAGAUGCCAAUAUCAAAUUAGUUGGUGAUGGCGGUAAAGAGCUUUCGGCACUCUCGCCUGAUGUUAUUAUUCUCGAUGUUGCGGGAAUGGUGUGUGGGGGAUGUGCGGCUAAUGUGAAAAGAAUUCUUGAAAGUCGACCUCAAGUGUCAUCUGCUACUGUAAAUCUAACAACCGAGACAGCAAUAGUUUGGCCCGUAUCUGAAGCAAAAACUGUACCAAAUUGGCAAAAGCAAUUAGGAGAGGCACUUGCAGAGCAUUUGACUGGCUGUGGUUUCAAGUCUAGCCUUCGGGAUUCAGCAAGAGACAGUUUCCUCCAAGUUUUUGAAAGGAAGAUGCAGGAAAAGCACAGACAGUUGAAAGAAAGUGGGCGAGAGUUAGCUGUUUCCUGGGCUCUAUGUGCUGUCUGCCUUGUUGGCCAUCUUUCUCAUUUCCUUGGAGCGAAGGCACCAUGGAUCCAUGCAUUUCAUUCUACUGGGUUUCACCUAUCCCUGUCUUUGUUUACAUUGGUUGGCCCAGGGCGUCAACUUAUUCUUGAUGGCAUAAGAAGCCUUCUUAAAAACGCACCAAACAUGAACACCUUAGUUGGUCUUGGGGCUUUGUCAUCAUUUGCUGUCAGCUUAUUGGCUGCCUUGCUGCCAAAAUUGGGAUGGAAGGCUUUCUUUGAGGAACCAAUUAUGCUAAUCGCAUUUGUCUUGUUAGGAAGGAAUCUGGAACAGAGAGCUAAAAUUAAAGCAACCAGUGAUAUGACUGGACUUCUUAGUAUAUUGCCAUCAAAAGCUCGUCUUCUGGUUAGCAAUGACACCGCGGAGUUUGACUCAAGUGUUGAAGUUCCUUCUGACAGUCUAUCUGUUGGAGACCGAAUUCUUGUGCUGCCUGGAGAUCGUAUUCCAGUGGAUGGAAUUGUCAGAACUGGUAGAAGCACUGUAGAUGAGUCAAGUUUUACUGGAGAGCCUCUGCCAGCAACAAAAAUACCUGGGAGUCAGGUUGCUGCUGGGAGCAUAAAUCUAAAUGGCACUCUUACAAUUGAAGUGCAGAGACCAGGCAGCGAGACUGCCAUGGGAGACAUUGUUCGUCUAGUUGAAGAAGCACAGAGUAGGGAAGCUCCAGUUCAACGUUUGGCUGACAAGGUGGCUGGACACUUCACUUAUGGAGUAAUGGGCUCUGCAGCCACAUUUACAUUCUGGAGUCUGUUUGGCACACGCAUUUUACCUGCUUCUCUUUAUCAAGGAAGUGCACUUUCUUUGGCAUUGCAACUUGCUUGCAGUGUUCUGGUUGUUGCUUGUCCAUGUGCACUCGGGUUGGCCACACCUACGGCUGUACUGGUUGGAACUUCUUUGGGAGCUACAAGAGGAUUACUUUUACGGGGUGGAAACAUUCUGGAGAAGUUUUCAAUGGUAGACACUGUUGUAUUUGACAAAACAGGGACCUUGACUAUUGGUAGACCUGUUGUGACAAAGAUUGUCAAUACAAGUGGACAAAACAAAAACUUAAGGCAAACUGCAUACAAUGAUUGGUCAGAUGUUGAUAUUCUGAUGUUAGCUGCUGGAGUAGAAUCAAAUACGGUACAUCCAGUUGGUAAAGCAAUUGUAGAAGCUGCUCGAGCAGUUAAUUGUCAUAAUGCAAAGGUAGCAGAUGGAACGUUUUUGGAAGAGCCUGGGUCUGGUGCGGUAGCAAUUAUUAACAGCAAUAAGGUUUCAGUUGGGACAUUGGAAUGGCUCACAAGGCAGGGAGUUAACAAAAAUAUUCAUCAAGAAGUUGAGGACUAUAGAAAUCAGUCUGUUGUUUAUGUGGGAGUAAAUGAUACUGUAGCUGGCCUCAUAUAUUUUGAAGACCAGAUAAGGGAAGAUGCAAGACUUGUUGUUGAAGCUUUGUCUACACAAGGAAUUGGUGUUUAUAUGCUCUCUGGAGACAAAAGGAGUACAGCUGAGUAUGUUGCAUCUGCUGUUGGAAUUCCUAAAGAGAAGGUGCUAUCUGGAGUGAAACCAAAUGACAAAAAUAAGUUUAUAAAUGAACUCCAGAAACAUCAGAAAGUUGUUGCUAUGGUGGGCGAUGGGAUCAAUGAUGCAGCUGCGUUGGCUUCGUCACAUGUCGGUAUUGCAUUGGGUGGAGGUGUUGGAGCUGCUAGUGAGGUGUCUUCUAUUGUACUGAUGGGCAACAGGCUCUCACAGCUGCUUGAUGCAUUGGAUCUUAGCAGGCUUACCAUGAAGACUGUGAAACAAAAUCUUGGAUGGGCUUUCCUAUACAACAUUGUUGGGAUUCCAAUUGCUGCGGGAUUGUUACUUCCAGUUAGUGGGACCAUGUUGACUCCGUCAAUUGCAGGGGCUCUCAUGGGCUUGAGUUCCAUUGGAGUAAUGACAAACUCGUUACUUCUAAGAUACAGAUUUUCCACAAAGCAAAAACAAAUCCAUGGGGUAUCCCCAAAGAUCGAAACCCAUGCAGAUAGUGAUCUUGCCCAAAAAGAGAAAUUGAAAUAUGGACAGUAAAGUGGUAGAAGGUAGAUGGUACAAGAUGGAGGCACAAGAACGGAAAACAGGACACAGUUUCCCAAUCCUGCUUUUGGGUAGGGACAUUCUUAUUUAUCAGCAAGGAUAUAUAGACUUUCUUCUGCUUUUGCAGUGAUUUUUCAGCUUUGGUUCUCUGAAGAAUGAAGAAACUUGCAAACUAACAAGUAUGAUACUUUUUCCGAUCCAAUAAUUAAAGAAAUAGAAGCAGUCAGCUGAGAUCACUAUUGAGAUGUGAACUAGAGCAUGCUUGCGUAUGGGGUCCAAGUUCAGGAUGAGGUGUGCAGUGUGCUGAUGGGAUAUGAUACUGCAGGCCCCAAACCCAGAAUUUUAGAUUUCUUUAUAGCAAUGUUUAAAGAGUAUUUGUCAGAAGAUUACACAUUCAUUUUUAUAAUAUUCAUAAUUCUUUUC
Messenger RNA from Prosopis cineraria, 3370 nucleotides. Its product is annotated as copper-transporting ATPase PAA1, chloroplastic-like. NCBI's taxonomy places the organism in Eukaryota, Viridiplantae, Streptophyta, Magnoliopsida, Fabales, Fabaceae. Gene Ontology annotation, biological process: monoatomic cation transport; copper ion homeostasis. Gene Ontology annotation, cellular component: membrane. The record is from RefSeq and is a predicted model, not a curated record. Gene Ontology annotation, molecular function: P-type divalent copper transporter activity; copper ion binding; ATP hydrolysis activity.